Mesorhabditis belari is the source of this 204-nucleotide messenger RNA. The record is from the annotation of a GenBank genome assembly. NCBI's taxonomy places the organism in Eukaryota, Metazoa, Nematoda, Chromadorea, Rhabditida, Rhabditidae.
AUGAGUCUGAAACAAGCCCAAACAGUGGCCAGUUCGAUGAUGAGAGCCGUUGGAGAGGCGAUGGCGGUGAAAGAACAGGUCACCACAACAAGUUUCGUUUCACUCUUUGUUGGAGCUCUGAUCGCUAAAUAUGGAGCUUGGUAUAUGGACAGGAAUGAUAUGUGGAAGAAAUCGGAUGAUGACGACGACGAUGAUGACGAUGAU